GGGGGCGGAGUCACGGAGGCCCCGCCCCGCAGCCACCUGCGACAGGUGGGGCGCGCGGCGCCGGGCGCUCUACCAUGGCCGCGGAGAGCGCCGGGCCGGGGCCGGGGCCGGGGCCGGGGCCGGGAUCGGGAUCGGGAUCGGGGUCGGGAUCCGAACCCAGGCCGCUGUGCCCUGAGCACGACCAGCCCCUGCGCUGGUUCUGCUGCUCCGAGCGGCGGCUCGUGUGCGCCGCCUGCGCGGGGCUGGCCGGCCGCUGCCGGGGGCACCGCAUCCGCCGGGCCGAGGAACGCGCCGAGGAGCUGCGGAACAAGAUUGUGGACCAGUGUGAGAGACUGCAGUUACAGAGUGCUGGCAUCACCAAGUAUGUGGCCGAGGUCCUGCCAGGGAAGAACCAGAGAGCAGUGAGCACGGCCAGUGCAGCACGGGAACUGGUCAUCCAGCGGCUGGGUCUGGUGAGGAGUCUGUGCGAGAGCGAGGAGCAGCGCUUGCUGGAACAGGUGCAUGGCGAAGAGGAGCGGGCCCACCAGAGCAUCCUGACACAGCGAGCACACUGGGCCGAUGCGCUGCAGAAGCUCGACACCAUCCGCACCAGCCUGGUGGACAUGCUCACCCAUCUGGACGACCUCCAGCUGAUUAAGGAGCAGGAGAUCUUUGAGAGGACUGAGGAAGCAGAGGGCAUUUUGGAUCCCCAGGAGUCAGAAAAGCUGAACUUUAAUGAGAAGUGCACUCUCAGCCCACUACUGACUCAACUCUGGGCGACAGCGGUUCUCCAUUCCCUCUCAGGCACAGAGGACGUGCGUAUUGAUGAGAGGACUGCCAGCCCCUUGCUGCAAUUGUCGGACGAUCGAAGGACCCUGACUUUCAAUGCCAAGAAGUCCAAGGCCUGUGCAGAUGGCCUGGAGCGCUUUGACCACUGGCCUAACGCCCUGGCUGCCACCUCCUUCCAGGCUGGGCUGCAUGCUUGGACGGUGAACGUCCAGAACAGCUGUGCCUACAAGGUGGGCGUGGCUUUAGUCCAGCUGCCUCGGAAGGGUUCUGGCAGUGACUCUCGUCUGGGCCACAAUGCCUUCUCCUGGGUCUUCUCCCGCUACGACCAAGAAUUCUGUUUCUCGCACAAUGGGCAGCACGAGCCCCUGAGGCUGCUGCGUUGCCCGGCCCAGCUGGGCGUGCUGCUGGACUUGCAGGCGCAGGAGCUGCUAUUCUACGAGCCAGCCUCGGGCACGGUGCUCCACACUCACCACGCCGCCUUCCUGGGGCCACUCUUCCCAGUCUUUGCUGUGGCCGACCAGACCAUUUCCAUCGUCCACUGACCUUUGGCCAUGGGGAGGCCAUGUCUACCUCCCCACCAGCCUUUCAGGCCACCUCUCUAGCCAGUGUCCUUUUCCUAAAUGUUGCUUAUGUCGGAUGGGCAGCUUUGGGAGGGGGGGUGGUCUGUUUCAGACCUGGGCCUCCAUCUCCCAAACCCACCAGGCAUCUGCCCCUCUGAGGGUGUCUUGUUCAACACCCUCUCUAUAGCAUCCAGCAUGGUGCCUAGAGCAUAGUGAGUGUGCAAUAAAUAUGUGGCGAGUGAAAGGAUGGGAGGAUGGAUGGAUGGGUGGAUGGGUGGAUGGAUGGAUGGAUGGACAGGUGGAUGGAUAGGUGGAUGGAUAGACAGAUGACUGGGUGUUUUUGGUCGACUCUUCUGAAGCACUGCCUUACAGCCCCCUGCCCCCUAGCUUUGAGUGUGUAGGAAUGGUGCUCUGACCGAACAGCCUGUGGCUGCAGCUCUUUCAUCCUCUCAAUUCAGUGCUUCUCAGUCCUUUUCAUGACAUGGCACAGAGAGCAAAGAAGAUUCUUCUAGCACACAAGGACAAUCGGGAGGGGAUUUAGAACUCCUGCCAGGCUGCUCCUGGCCAGAGGACUCUGGCCUGGGGGCCUGUAUUCUUCCCCCAGGUCCUGCCCAGCCACUCGGAAGACCGAGGAAAUCCUAUCUCCAGGUAACCUGACGGCAACACACCCAUUGGCAGCUUGGCCUCCGACCUGGCAGCUGAGCUCCAGCCUGUGCCCUCCCGUGGUCACAGGGACGAAGUUGCCCCUGACUGCACCUGAUGAGUGUCCCCACCUAAUGGCCCCUCUGAUUUAAUGUGGAAACCUGGGGUGAAGGCUUGAAGCCAGAAAAAGCGGAGCGAGGAAGAGGGCCAGCCUUAGGGAACAUGGACAUUAUUAAAUGUUUUAAAAGAUUGAAAA
Equus quagga is the source of this 2226-nucleotide messenger RNA. It is a transcript of the gene BSPRY, whose product is annotated as B-box and SPRY domain containing. The coding region runs from base 75 to 1310 and encodes 411 amino acids. The transcript has 6 exons. Gene Ontology annotation, molecular function: zinc ion binding; protein binding. NCBI's taxonomy places the organism in Eukaryota, Metazoa, Chordata, Mammalia, Perissodactyla, Equidae. The record is from RefSeq and is a predicted model, not a curated record.